GCCACUCGCAGCUUUUCGUUAGUUAUUAUUUGACCAAAGCUGCUUCUCUCUCAAAAUCUCUCUCUCACUCUCAUACAAUCGCUUAUUUGCAGGAGUAAAAGGGUAGGCUUUUCUACGAUGCCCUAUCUUCCAGCCUUUCUCGCGAUAGCCUGAAUCCCGUUUUUUCUAAUUUCCCCCUUUUUAAAUCUAUUAUGCACUAGCGUUGCUGGUCUCUUCUGAGUUUUUAGCUGUUGUUUGUAGAGAGAGAGCAGACAGGUAAUUACUAAUUACUGUCGAGAGAGAGUUGAAGAUUAGAUAGUGAAAAAUGAGUGAUGUGAAAAGGAGAGAGCAUUUGAUUCCGGCCUCGUCUUCACAAAAGCUUCCUGAUUUUAAAAAAUCUGUGAAAUUGAAGUAUGUGAAGCUUGGAUAUCAUUACCUCAUCACUCAUGGAAUGUACCUAUUUUUGUCUCCUCUGUUGGUUAUUGUUGCUGCUCAACUCUCCACAUUUUCUCUCCAAGACCUUUCUCUGCUUUGGGACCAUCUCCGGUUCAAUCUCAUAUCGGUUAUUGUUUGCUCCACCCUCUUGGUCUUCUUGACGACCAUGUAUUUUGUCACGCGCCCUAGCCCCGUCUAUCUUGUGGAUUUCUCGUGUUAUAAGCCGGAUGACGAUAGGAAGUGCACCAGGCAGAUUUUUAUGGAGAGAUCAGGCUUGACCGGCUCUUUCACUGAUCAGAAUCUUCAGUUCCAGAGGAAGAUUCUUGAGAGGUCGGGUCUCGGUGAGGACACUUACCUCCCCGAGGCUGUGCUGAGGGUUCCACCGAAUCCUUGUAUGGCUGAGGCAAGAAAAGAAGCUGAGAUGGUCAUGUUUGGUGCGAUUGAUGAGUUGCUUGCCAAGACCUGUUUGAAGCCCAAGGAUAUUGGGAUUUUGAUUGUGAAUUGUAGCCUUUUCAAUCCUACUCCCUCUCUCUCUGCAAUGAUUAUCAACCAUUACAAGCUGAGGGGGAACAUCGUUAGUUAUAAUCUUGGUGGGAUGGGUUGCAGCGCUGGUUUGAUAUCGAUAGAUCUUGCUAAAGACCUGCUGCAAGUGCACCCGAAUACGUAUGCUCUGGUUGUCAGCAUGGAGAACAUCACGCUCAACUGGUAUUUCGGGAAUGAGAGGUCCAUGCUCGUUUCCAACUGCCUAUUCCGUAUGGGAGGCGCUGCCAUUUUGCUGUCGAAUAAAAGAUCCGACUACUGGAAAUCCAAGUACCGGCUGGUGCAUACUGUCAGAACCCACAAAGGUUCGGACGACAAAUGUUUCUCCUGUGUCACGCAGAUGGAGGAUCCUAGUGGGGAAGUGGGAGUUUCUCUGUCCAAGGAGUUGAUGGCUGUGGCUGGUGAUGCCUUAAAGACCAAUAUCACAACGUUGGGCCCUCUUGUGCUACCAAUGUCCGAACAAUUGCUCUUCUUUGCUACAUUGGCAGGGAGAAAGUUGUUGAAGAUGAAGCUGAAGCCAUACAUCCCGGAUUUCAAACUGGCCUUUGAACAUUUCUGCAUCCAUGCCGGUGGAAGGGCUGUGCUCGAUGAACUGGAGAAGAAUCUUCAACUGUCUGAUUGGCACAUGGAGCCUUCACGAAUGACUCUUUAUCGGUUUGGAAACACUUCCAGCAGCUCUCUCUGGUACGAACUGGCAUAUUCAGAAGCCAAGGGAAGGAUCAAGAGGGGAGACAGGACAUGGCAGAUUGCCUUCGGGUCUGGUUUUAAAUGUAACAGCGCUGUGUGGAAAGCUCUCAGGACUAUCAAUCCAGCCAAGGAGAAGAGCCCGUGGAUUGAUGAAAUCGACCAGUUCCCUGUGGAGGUCCCUACGGUCGCUAGUAUAUGAUUCUUAUCCCUUCUUCAAACGUUCUGCAAGCUACUAUGUAUUGGUGAACUAAUCUUCUGCAAUUGCAAGUCUACUUUAUAUUUUACCUCGCAUUAGAAUUGAUCUUAGCUAGGGAUGUAUUUAGACAAUUGGAGCCGCAUUUCUAGGCUUUUGAAAUUAUUUCAAAAACUAUUUAAUUCUUCAA
This is a messenger RNA of Salvia splendens (bonfire salvia), 2024 nucleotides long. Its product is annotated as 3-ketoacyl-CoA synthase 11. Gene Ontology annotation, cellular component: membrane. Gene Ontology annotation, molecular function: acyltransferase activity, transferring groups other than amino-acyl groups. Gene Ontology annotation, biological process: fatty acid biosynthetic process. NCBI's taxonomy places the organism in Eukaryota, Viridiplantae, Streptophyta, Magnoliopsida, Lamiales, Lamiaceae. The record is from RefSeq and is a predicted model, not a curated record. The transcript has 3 exons. Bases 305 to 1840 code for a protein of 511 amino acids.